GGUUCUAAUUUUGUCACACAUCUCCAGGGUAGACGUAAUACGCCGUCGAUUGUUCAGAUGAUACACGCCAUCCGCUGCUGGAAUAAUGAGCCGGACAAACAACACGCGAAAGUGACAAUCUCGGUUGAGCUGGAAAAACCUCGCCAGUCCAAUCUGGACCUACUCGUUGAUGGUGUCGAUGUGGUGUUUGUUGGGAAAGAUUUUGCCCGUUUUCUUGGUCACAGGAGUGCACGCGAAAUGGUGCUAGCGCUGAAACAAUCCCACCCCGGUUCGUACACCAUCUUUUGUCCGUGGGGAUCGAGCGAUACGAUAGCGAUGGAUGCGUGUGGGCAUUGGUAUAGCCAACGAACGUAUCCACCGGAAGUGAUACGGGACAGUCUCGGUGCCGGCGAUACGUUCGUGGCGGGUUGUAUUUUUAAGCUCUCUCAAAACGAACGCUCACUGUCGGUGGUGUUGGAGUUUGCAUCACGCUUAGCCGGUCGCAAAUUAGGUUAUUAUGGGUUUGAUGAACCGUAAAGCAUGGAGAAGAUGAAAGGCAAAUGCGAAUGCUGAUCGGAUAUAAUAAAUGAACGAGAAAAAAAACA
Messenger RNA from Anopheles funestus (African malaria mosquito), 584 nucleotides. RefSeq names its product ketohexokinase-like. The transcript has a single exon. Lineage: Eukaryota; Metazoa; Arthropoda; Insecta; Diptera; Culicidae. Bases 58 to 516 code for a protein of 152 amino acids. The record is from RefSeq and is a predicted model, not a curated record.